UUUUUUAAAAAAGUGAAAUUUGUUUCCUAAAAACUAUGGUCAAACACAUGUUAAAACUUCAUCCAAAAUUGACGUGCCAAAAUAUUUUGAAAAUCUGUGGCGAAAUGAUAACAUAAUACCAACCAACACUAUCUAUUCUAAGUCGCUGGUCAAAAACUAAAUUGGCAAAGAAGAAACUUAUUGCGUUUGCUGGAUUGGUAUGAGACUUCCCUGUUUUUCCCUCUAUAAAAGAAGACUAGAGCACAAAAAAUUCCCUCAAUUAGUUGAGAGAUGGUAGGUGUUAAGUUGCUUGGUUCAUGGUAUAGCCUUUUUACUAAAAGAGUUGAGUGGGCUCUCAAGAUUAAGGGAGUGAAAUAUGAAUUUAUAGAAGAAGAUCUACAAAAUAAGAGCCGUCUACUUAUUCAAUCCAAUCCUAUUCACAAGAAAGUCCCAGUGCUCAUUCAUAACGGCAAGCAUAUUUGUGAGUCGAUGGUCAUUGUUGAAUACAUUGAUGAGACAUUUGAAGGCCUUUCCAUCUUGCCUGAAGAUCCUUAUGAUCGGGCUAUUGCUCGCUUCUGGGCUAAGUUCCUUGACGAUAAGUGGCCAGCAAUGAUAAAAAGUAUCUUUUUCAAAGGAGAGGAGCAAGAAAAAGCUAAAGAGGAAGUUUAUGAGAUGUUGAAAGUUCUUGAUAAUGAGUUUAAGGACAAGAAAUUCUUCGUUGGUGACAAUUUUGGAUUUGCUGAUAUUGUUGCAAAUGCUGUGGCACUUUGGCUGGGAGUUUUUGAAGAAGCUUUUGGAGUUGUUUUAGUAACAAGUGAAAAGUUUCCAAAUUUUUGUGCUUGGAGAGAUGAAUAUUACACACAAAAUAAGAAAUAUUUACCUUCAAGAGAUGAAUUGAUUUCCCAUUACCAAACUUACAUUGAAGCUGUUGCUGCUUCAAAAUGAACAAUUCUAGUGAAUAUCAAGAUUGUUCGGGAUGUGUUUUUUGAAUUUAUAAUUGAAAUUGAUCUUGGAUUGAGCUAGCAGUAUGUAAGCAAAAAAUUAUUAAAAAUAUAUGUGUUAUAAAUGUAUUUACAUUACAGUAAAUGUCAAGAUUUAGUUUAUCUCACCUCUAUAUGAGAUGAUAAUUCUAGCAUUUUAAUAUAGAUAGUGUAAUAAAUUAAUCUUUAGAUUAUUUAAUACACCAGACUAAGCAUAAACAAAGCUAAUUUAAUAUUUUAUCCAAAAUUAUUUUUCAUAUUUGAUGUACCAAAUAACCCCUAAGUG
Messenger RNA from Capsicum annuum, 1245 nucleotides. Its product is annotated as probable glutathione S-transferase. The coding region runs from base 271 to 924 and encodes 217 amino acids. The transcript is spliced from 2 exons. Gene Ontology annotation, molecular function: glutathione transferase activity. Gene Ontology annotation, cellular component: cytoplasm. The record is from RefSeq and is a predicted model, not a curated record. Lineage: Eukaryota; Viridiplantae; Streptophyta; Magnoliopsida; Solanales; Solanaceae. Gene Ontology annotation, biological process: glutathione metabolic process.